CCCUAACUCCUCCCACGCUACAAAUCUCUAGCUCAGUACGUAGGUACAAAUCAAUGGCGUCCCCGGCUGCCUCCUCGGUCCUCUUCCUCGUCCUUGCCGCCUUUGCGGCCGGCGCCAGCGCGGCCACCUUCACCGUCACCAACAACUGUGGCUUCACUGUGUGGCCGGCGGCCACCCCUGUCGGCGGGGGCCGGCAGCUCGACCCGCACCAGACGUGGACCUUCGACGUGCCCGCCGGCACCAGCUCCGGCAGGGUCUGGGGCCGCACGGGGUGCUCCUUCAACGGCGGCAGAGGGAGCUGCCAGACCGGCGACUGCGGGGGCGCGCUCUCCUGCACCCUCUCCGGGCAGCCCCCCCUGACGCUGGCCGAGUUCACCAUCGGCGGCGCCCAGGACUUCUACGACAUCUCGGUGAUCGACCGCUUCAACAUCGGCAUGGCCUUCUCCUGCAGCACCGGCGUCGGCCUGGUGUGCAGGGACUCCAGCUGCCCCGACGCGUACCACCAGCCCAACGAAAUGAAGACCCAUGCGUGCAACGGCAACAGCAACUACCAGGUGACCUUCUGCCCAUGAGGCGGUGGUCCAACGUACGAUGCGCGCAUGCAUUGGCAUGAGGCGGUGGUCGAACGAUGCAUAUAUAUGUAGCGCCUAAAAUACGUAGUGUUGCGUCGUAUUAUCACGUACGUAUUGUAGCUAGCCGCUGUACGUAUACGUAUACGUACGAGCGGAGAAUAAAGUUGAUGAAUAAGACGAUGCAUGUCGUGAAAAGUCGUCCAUGCGUGCAUACAUGUGUACCUUUGAUUUAUGUACCCUUCAAGAUAUGGAUGAUGUCUUUCUCAAA
This is a messenger RNA of Phragmites australis (common reed), 840 nucleotides long. Its product is annotated as thaumatin-like pathogenesis-related protein 4. Gene Ontology annotation, biological process: defense response. The record is from RefSeq and is a predicted model, not a curated record. NCBI's taxonomy places the organism in Eukaryota, Viridiplantae, Streptophyta, Magnoliopsida, Poales, Poaceae. The coding region runs from base 54 to 572 and encodes 172 amino acids. The transcript has a single exon. Gene Ontology annotation, cellular component: extracellular region.